UUGGCUGCGUGGAAGAGGGGGUGGGUCUGUUUGUGUGUGUGGACAGACUGUACCACCCGUGCAGAGGACAGUGCGAGGUACCCAGAUGUGUCACUGUGUACUGAGGGAGUGUCAGCCCCAGUGUUGCAUCCUGACUGAAGGGCUGGAGAGGGCUGCGGUUUCCACACUAUCAUCAGUGGCUCUCAGCUUCUCUCUCCCUCUCUCUCUCUCUGCGGAUCACAGACAAAGGAAAUAAAUCUGCAACCUGAUGAUGCGAUCUCUAUUCCAGAAUUGACAUCAGGGAAAUUGAGCCGGAUUUUCGAAAAAAUGAGCUGAUCUAUUGCAUUGCACUAGAAUCGGGAGGUUUGGAGGCAGUUUUUUUUUGUUUGUUUUGAACGUUUUGGUUUCUCAUGCUGCUUGCGCCCAUGCUGUGAAUUUUCCAAUGAGCCUGGACAAAGCUGUCUCUCCUUGUGUUUUGUUGAGUUGGCUCUUGCCGAAGAUCUCGAGAAAGAAAAUUUUGGUUGCUGUUGUAAGUAGACAACACUUCGCCAGUAGAUUGGAAACCAUUUGCUCCUAAUCGCUAGAUGUCGGUCCCACGAACUAUGAUUCCAGUCACGGAGUUUAAGCAGUUUACUGACCACCAGCCUGCGUUUAGAGUGUUGAAACCAUGGUGGGAUGUCUUCACCGACUACAUAGCCAUCGCCAUGUUGAUGAUCGGUGUGUUCGGAUGCACAUUACAGGUCAUGCAAGACAAGAUCAUUUGCCUCCCAAAGCGUAUCUCACCCCACAAUCUUCACCCUGUUCAAAAUCAAACCUUGGUCAACAUUUCCUCAGGUCAGUUUGUAACACCAGCAAUGCUGCCACUAUCACGCCCAGCCUCUCACACUUCAAUUGAAAUGAAAGGACUGAAAACAAACCUUGAUCUUCAGCAGUACAGCUUUAUAAACCAAAUGUGCUAUGAGCGUGCCCUGCAUUGGUAUGCCAAGUAUUUUCCCUAUCUCGUCCUGAUACACACUCUGAUCUUCAUGCUGUGCAGCAACUUCUGGUUCAAAUUCCCUGGCUCCAGCUCGAAGAUCGAGCACUUCAUCUCGAUCCUGGGCAAGUGCUUUGACUCGCUGUGGACCACCCGCGCCCUGUCCGAGGUGUCCGGCGAAAAUCCCGAGGAGAAGGACAGUAAGAGCAGCCAGAAGAGUCACCAGGUCCGAGUGGCACCGGGGCUGCCCAACACUGAAGGCAACCUGGUGAAAACGCAGUCCUUGCGCUCCAUUCCCGAGAAGAUAGUGGUGGAGAAGCCAACGGUCAGUGCCCUAGACAAGAAGGAAGGUGAGCAAGCAAAGGCACUGUUUGAAAAAGUCAAAAAAUUCCGACUUCACGUGGAGGAAGGAGACCUUCUGUAUUCCAUGUAUGUCCGUCAGACCAUCAUUAAAGUCAUUAAGUUCAUCUUCAUCGUUGCAUAUAACAGCAUCCUGGUCUCUAAAGUCAACUUCACUGUGGAUUGCGAGGUCAACAUCCAGGAGAUGACCGGCUACUGUAAGUUUUCCUGCAAUCACACCAUGGCCCACCUGUUCUCCAAGUUGUCCAUUUGCUAUCUGUGUUUUGUCAGUGUCUACGGCCUCACCUGCCUAUACACACUGUACUGGCUCUUUUACCGAUCUCUUAAGGAAUAUUCCUUUGAGUAUGUCCGCCAAGAGACUGGGAUCGACGACAUCCCAGAUGUGAAGAAUGACUUUGCCUUCAUGCUGCACCUGAUAGACCAGUACGACCCGCUGUACUCCAAGAGAUUUGCGGUCUUCCUGUCCGAGGUCAGUGAGAACAAACUGAAGCAGCUGAACCUAAACAAUGAGUGGACCCCGGAUAAACUCCGGCAGCGGCUGCAGACCAAUGCUGAGAACCGGCUGGAGUUACAGCUUUUCAUGCUGUCGGGGCUGCCAGACACAGUGUUCGAACUGACUGAGUUGCAGUCUCUCAAGCUGGAGAUCAUCAACAAUGUCACCAUCCCAGCCACCAUUGUGCAGCUGGUGGACCUUCAGGAGCUCUCCCUGUACCAGUGCUCAGUCAAGAUCCACAGCGCCGCCCUGGCGUUCCUGAAGGAAAACCUUAAGGUCUUCCGUGUCAAGUUUGACGACAUCCGUGAGCUCCCACACUGGAUGUAUGGGCUGAAGAGUUUGGAAGAGCUGCACCUUCAAGGCUCUUUGAGCCCUGACCUCUCCAAGAACAUCACCCUGGAGUCCUUGCGGGAACUCAAAAGCCUCAAGGUACUUUGCAUUAAAAGCAACUUGACCAAAAUCCCACCCACAAUCGUUGAAACUUCCAGUCACCUUCAAACACUGCGCAUUCAAAAUGAUGGCACCAAACUGGUGAUGCUCAACAGCUUGAAGAAAAUGGUGAACCUAACUGAGCUGGAGCUCAUCCACUGUGACCUGGAGCGAAUACCCCACGCUGUCUUCAGCCUGAUUAAUCUUCAGGAGCUGGACUUGAAAGAAAACAAUCUGAAAUCCGUCGAGGAAAUCAUCAGUUUUCAGCAUUGCCGCAAGCUCACCUGCCUCAAGAUGUGGCACAACAGCAUCAUGUACAUCCCAGAGCACAUCAAGAAGCUCUCGAGCUUGGAGCGUCUCUACUUCAACCACAACAAGAUCGAGGUUCUGCCCUCGCAUCUUUUCCUGUGCAACAAGCUGAGGUCCUUGGACCUGGGAUACAACGAUAUCCGGUUCAUUCCGCCAGAGAUAGGCGUCCUCCAGAACCUGCAGGAGUUCACCAUCACCGGCAAUAAGGUGGAGAGCCUGCCCGAUGAGCUGUACUUCUGCAAGAAGCUGAAGGCACUGAGAAUUGGCAAGAACAACCUGUCCGUCCUGUCCCCAAAGAUCGGCAACUUGGCGCACCUCACGCUGCUGGAGCUGAAGGGGAACCAUUUUGAGGGGUUGCCUGCAGAGCUGGGCGCGUGCCGGGCACUGAAGCGAAGCGGUCUAUUGGUGGAGGACGCCUUGUUUGAUGUGUUGCCAUCCGACAUCAGGGAACAAAUGAAGACGGAGUAGAAUGUGGGGUCAAAAGGGACAGUCUAAAUGUCAGCCAUAUUGUCACCACUUUUAGAAUCACGUGACCCUUGAUGGGUGAGUCUGUCGUGAGCUAGUUGUGGUCUUUUGUUUUGCUUAUUUUCCUUUUAAGUUGUAUAACUUGAGAGAGAGAGAGAGUCACUGCCAACAUUUUUACAUUAAUCUUGUAUUUUAUAAUCCAUCAUGUUCCUUUUAGCUGCGCUGUGUGAAACAUCUGUUGGAAUCGGUGAAGAUUGAAUAAUUUGCGGCUCACCUCUGUUGUCAUUAACAAAUUUUAAGCGAUGGAUUUUAGUGCAUUAUAAAACUUCUGGCUUCAUGCCAGAGAAACCUGACCAGAGCAGACCAUUGCCUUCCCACACUGAAAGGAAGUUAUCAGUGUGGAUAUGACUGACAGAAAUAUCUGUCUGUGAACUUGUGACCAGCCUUUUUUUUUAAGAAGAAGAGAUAUUUAAUAUAUAAAAUCAGAAGUCUGUGGUGAGACGAGACGGCGAUUUCUCCCAAAUUUAUUUAUUUAAUGAAAAGAAGUGAAAUGUGCCUUUUAUAGGGUGUUAAUGCCCAAAACUGCUGUGCAGGCUAGUGUAUCAUGCCACUAAAACACUGAAAAGAUAUCAGCCAACUGAUUCAAAUAUUCAUUGCUUAUCAGUUUUUCACUGCAAUGUACUAGCAGGGAAAAUAGGAUUUUGCACUAAAAACAAAGGGGUUGUCAUUAUGGUUCAGUUGUAACCCAAUGUGAGCUCGUACUUGCUGACGGGACACUGGAGGGUUACAGGCUGCGUGGGGACUAGAUGCCACUUAGGCAAAGGUGAGGACUGCAGAUGCUGGAAACCAGAGUUUAGAUCAGAGUGGUGCUGGAAAAGCACAGCAGGUCAGGCAGGAUCCGAGGAGCAGGGAAAUCGACGUUUCGGGCAACAGCCCUUCAUCAGGAAACUAGAAGCCACUUGUUAAAUGGAGGCUGCAGAGGAAUUAAUGCUAAACAUAGGAGCUGGAAACUGAGGUACGCUGAUGCAAAAUCUUGUCAGAUUGAUCUGCAUCUGUAUAGUGUAUGGGGCAAUGGAUGACUAUAACCGUGUUAUAGCAUCUCAGUAUAGUGGCUAUGAGACUGCAGAGCACAAGAGACCAAACUGCUGCGGAGAAGUGUUGGUAAAUAAGAAAUGUUCAAUACAUUACAUAGAAAAUUUCUUUUUAACAAUUAUAUGUAGGCUGGCAGAGCAUGAUAGGAUCAGUAUGAUGUAGUCAAAUACGUAAUUAGGAGGAUUUAUGACAGGAGUUCAAAGUAUAUGGCCUCACCCUGGUCAAAGUUAUUUUUUUAUGCAAAAUAUCUUAAAAAGCACUAAACAUCCCCAUGUACCUAGAUCGAUAUAUGCAUAUAAGAUGUACAAUAUAAUUAAUUAUCUUAUUUGUGGGAGAGGGCCAUUUGGAAUGUAACUAUCAAAAUGUGAGCCUGCCAAUCUGAGAUUACUCAAACUAAAUCAUAAAGAAAAUCAUAAAACUAAAUCAUAAAUUGCAAACCAGGAUGUUAGUGUAGAAUGUGUGACAGUCAGUCUUUACACUGAAUUAACUAAGGAUUAACUCUGGUUUCCAAACCAAGUGUAUCAACAACAACCUACAUUUGCACGCACUUUCUAUCCACAAAGCCUGCCUUCCUGUCGUCAGUAUUUUGCAUCACAUCUCUAUCAUAAUUUUCCCGUAAAAUAUUUGUAUUCCCACAUUCCUAGUAGAAAGCUAAAGCACCUUUUAAUGUUUUCUAAAUAUUUAUAAUGACUGCAGGCUGCCCAAAAGACACUUUUCUUCAAAGCAAAGGCACCUUCAUGUCCAACCCAAAGUAGAACUUAGCCACUGGUUCAACUGCAGAGAGUACACACAAACACUGCUGAUGGGUUUGACCAUUGGGUCAGAGAGCUAAGCUAAUGCCAACUUAUUAUGCAGCUCCUGCGUCAAUGUGAAAUGAAAAUCACUUAACAGGAAUAUUAUGGCAUUAAAGGAUAAUUGAGUUUUGUUGUCUUAAUUGUCAAGGGGAAAUUUUAAAGCUUCCUUCCUCAACAUUUACACAUUAGUCAUAUCAUAAAGUCAUUAUUCAGGAGUUAAAUGUUGAAAGGGUGAUGUGGCAGUUGAUUUUGAUGAAAGGACCAAUGGAUCUUUUUCUGGUCCACGCUUUAGACAAACAACAUUCCAAACUUUAUACAACGGGAGAUUGUACACAGAGUUUAAUGCUUGACUGUUUUGUUCAAAGUUAAUUUACCACAAAUAGAAUUACUUUUGUAUCUAAAUGAAAACAAAUGAAAGAAAAGUGCAAAGAAAAACGUUCAAAGCUACUUAUAGAAACAUAGACAAUAGGAGCAGGAGUAGGCCAUUCAGCCCUUCGAGUCUGCUCCAUCAUUCAAUAUGAUCAUGGCUCAUCAUCUAACUCAGACCCCUGUUAUUGCUUUCUCCCCAUAUCAUUGAUCUCUUCAGCCUUACGAUCUAACUCCUUCUUGAAAACUUCAGUGUUUUGGCCUCAAACACUUUCUGUGUCAGAGGUUUCUGUAGAUUCACUGCUCUCUGGGUGAAGACAUUUUCCUCAUUUCAGUCCUCGAUGCCCUCCUAACUGUAUCCUCAGACAGUGACUGCUGGCUCUGGGUUAAAAGUGCACAGCUAAAAGUAGAGGGCUUUCAUUUUACACUUUGCUUCACAAUCCCUGGAAUUAAAAACAAAUAUAAUCCUUCAUCUUUUAUGCUUGAAAUCUUAGAAGCAGGAAGCCACAACUUGUACAAUCUUGCUCAGAAGCUGUGUGCAACAGGAUUAGCCAAGGCAGGAGAAGAAUCUCGUGUUUAGGUCUGUUUUUCCAACAAUGCCAAGAAUUUACCUGGUCUUUAACACACAAAUCUUAUUAUCUGCCCUGUUCUUCAGUUUUAGACUCCUCACUGCACCUUGUGCCAAGUAACCAUCAUUCAGUUUAAGCUGAUAGCCGCUGGCCAAUCUGUACAGAUGUCACUCCAUCAUCAGUUACUAGUUAUUGUAUGAGAUCAUCGUACUUUCACUUGUCUUUUGAAUAUUCUCUGUCCUUGUGGAGGCAUAUAUUCUUCUGUUUCGCAUGUCAACUCUCUGACAACCUAGUUGAGAAAGAAAGAAAGUCUUGCAUUUGAUGUCAUCCAAAGCUCUGUUUAUGUGUCCAUAUUCACACCAAAUCCAGUUCAUUUUGUUAGGUUGGCUCCCAGUUAAUGAACGCCUUUAGUUUAAAAUUCCCAUGUUUGUUUUCAACUCCCUCCAUGCCCACCUCUCUCCUUCAUGUCUGGAAUUUCUUCCAGCUCUACAACUCCCUGUCAGACUUGUACUUUUCCAAUUUCUAGUUUUACUUGCUUUACUACUAAUGGCUAUGCCUUUAGCUGGCUCAAUUCUAACUUUUGGAAUUUACCUUCUCAACCUCUUCCCUCAUUCUAUCUCCCAUUUCUCCUUUUAAAUAUUUAGUCAAAGGGUACCUCUUGGACCAAGCACUUGUCCAACUGCCCUAAUGCUACCUUAUGUGGCUAGGUCUCAAAUAUUACUUCAUUGUCUGAUUAUGUUAAAGGUGAUAUAUUAAUGCAAAUUUUCAAGCUUUCAGAAACUCAGAACAAGCCAAAGCUCUUUACAGUCAACAGCAGUCCCAAACUAGCAAUGUGAUAAUGAGCAGAUGACCAGAAACUUGCAGAUGUGAUGCCUCCCACUUGUGCAGGUGGAGCACUGGCAGAUCAGUGUGCUUCAGCAUAACACCAACUGGGGUUUCAAGCUGUGGCCAAAUUCCAAAAUGUUUCAACUUCCAACCAAAAGAGAUGCCCCUUCAAAGUCUUGACUUCACCUGACGAAGGAGCAGCGCUCCGAAAACUUGUAAUUUCAAAUAAACCUGUUAGAUGAUUAGCUGGUAUCACGUGACUUGUGACUUUAGCUAAGAGAGUACAGCCGAUUAAAGUAAUUGUUGUGUUGUAAGUAUAUAAACCAUUAAUAUCCUUUUGGGAUAUUAUUCUAUGCAUUAUUGUUAUGGAAGUGUUAACUCAUGAAAUUGAAUUUUGUUUCUGUUAUGGUAGCGUGUUAGGAGUUCAGAGAGGUGAUUCACAUCUUUGUUUUGAAGAAAACCCCAUGUUAUCUGAAAGGACCAAUUGAUUUAGCUUUGCUUCCCAUCUAUGGAAGUUGCAUUGUAUAAUGAUUAUGUGUGAUGCAGAAACUAUUGAACACUUGGAAGAUGGCCAUUUGGCCUCACGUGUCUGUGCCAGCUCAUUGACUGACCCACUCCAUGAAUCUCAUUCCCUUGCUUUUUUCUGUAGGAACAUCCAUUUCCCUUUUGAAGGCUACUCUGGAAUCUGCUUCCAUCAGUCUAGGGUGCCAUGACAACUCGCUGUGUAGGAGAAAACGGCCUCCUCACCUUCCCCUCUAGUUCUUAUACCAGGGUUCUGUUCCUAUUGAAACUAAUGGAGCAAAGCUAAUUCUGAUUUUAUUUUUGCUUAUACUAAGGAUGCUGAAAAAUAAUAAAAAAACAAAAGGCGUAGUCAGCCCAAAGAGAUAAUUUUGGGAGAGCCAGUAUUCCUUCAGUUAUACAGUCACACAGCAUUGAAACAGACCCUUCGGUCCAACCAUUCCAUGCCGACCAUAAUCCCAAACUAAACUAGUCCCACGUGC
Chiloscyllium plagiosum (whitespotted bambooshark) is the source of this 7655-nucleotide messenger RNA. RefSeq names its product leucine rich repeat containing 8 VRAC subunit C (gene lrrc8c). Gene Ontology annotation, molecular function: protein binding. Gene Ontology annotation, cellular component: cytoplasm; plasma membrane. The record is from RefSeq and is a predicted model, not a curated record. NCBI's taxonomy places the organism in Eukaryota, Metazoa, Chordata, Chondrichthyes, Orectolobiformes, Hemiscylliidae.